AUGGAGGGGAGAUACGCCCACAGGAACCCUCCUCAGUCAGGGGUUGGAGAUAAAAGCAACGAAGAUAAGCACAGCAGUGCUGGUCGAGAGAAGAACAACAAUGAAUCUUCAAAGCAACAUCACGGCAAUCAAGAAAGCAAAACUGCGAAAGAGAACUUGCAAGCAGAUGUUUCUAGAGACCCAACCAAGGAAAGCGAAGGCGGUGCACAUGCCCGCGAAGGUGUGAAACAAGAUGUGCGAUAUGGCCAGUCUAUGAAGAAUAAAGAUGAAGGUGGAGAUCGCUAA
Cylicocyclus nassatus is the source of this 285-nucleotide messenger RNA. NCBI's taxonomy places the organism in Eukaryota, Metazoa, Nematoda, Chromadorea, Rhabditida, Strongylidae. The record is from the annotation of a GenBank genome assembly.